Messenger RNA from Moesziomyces antarcticus, 1908 nucleotides. RefSeq names its product alpha/beta-hydrolase. Lineage: Eukaryota; Fungi; Basidiomycota; Ustilaginomycetes; Ustilaginales; Ustilaginaceae. The record is from RefSeq and is a predicted model, not a curated record. The transcript has a single exon. The coding region runs from base 1 to 1908 and encodes 635 amino acids.
AUGCCGACACUCUGGCCCUUUGCGGCCACGUCCUCCACCUCUUCACUUCCUUCGACCGACUCGGUUCAAGAUGCCUCUACUGGCAGCGACGAUUCGAGCGGGGCAGCAUCAAUCCCGCCACUAAUCAUCUGCGAGGGUUUUCUGUCGGCGGCGCAAAGCGUGGUGUGGGGCAACGAGUUCCGCACCUACCUCGGAGUCGGCCACCAGCAGCUAGUCGAUCAAGCCUCGCCACCUUCAUCGCCACGCUCACGACGGUCGGGGUUGGGUUCUUCGCGCGCGGUCGUAUUUGCGCCCAUCGGGCCCGUGUCGAGUCUGCACGAUCGAGCGUGCGAGCUCUUCUACGCGCUGCGCGGGGGUACGGUCGACUAUGGCGCCGAGCAUGCGCGCGAACAUCGCCACUCGCGCUUCGGACGCCACUACGCCCAGCCACUGUGUCCGACAUGGGGUCCCAGCAGCGACACACCGGGCUUACCAGCCCAUUUUCUAGGACACAGCCUGGGAGGCCCCACCAUCUUGAAGCUGCAACAGCUACUGCGACAGGGAUUCUUCGAUGCCGCCCUCGGCAUUCCCAGCAGUGACGCUGGCAAGUGGAAGGCUCAAGACCUGGUACUCUCGGUCACGUCGGUAUCAUCGCCGUUUAGGGGUACGCCGCUGGUGUACAGCCUGGGCAGCGAGCCGCUACCGUAUCCCAAGGUGCGCAUGUUCUCGUUCGGUGACAUGCUCAGCAAGCUCAUCCACAUUGCCGCCUGGCUCGAUCUGCCCUUCGACGUGCAUGCCGACGCAUGGCAUUUCUCGGCCAGACGCAAAGCCAUCCGUCGCUCCCAAAUCGCCGCCGACACGGCCGCGCCAGCACCGGAAACCCCGGCGGUUCCUCAAGCCGGCUCAAAGAUGGACUGGACCACGCAGGAUGAGGCUUCGGGCGUGCGCGAGUUCCUCAAGCAGCUGUGGAAGAGCGAUUGGGCAGGAGGGCGCGAUUGUGCUCCUUGGGACUGUACAUUUGCCGAACGCGACCAAGACCGUGCCGAGGACGGUUGGGGUCUCGACAUCGACCCUUCGCGCGAGGGAAGAACGUGGUACCGAUCUUAUGCAGGCGGGAUGACGGUCCCCGAAGCCAGCAGCAUAGAGGCGGGACCAUCGUACCACCGACCCGAGACGUACUGGUCAUUAUCGCCGCUGACCUUGACCGCGCAUCUGAUUGGGCAUUUCGACUACUCGCGUCUGCAGCCUACGCCAUCCUUCCUCUCGGCUGCGGAGAAGAGCGAUGGUGACGACGUGCAGGCACGCGUGGCGGAGCUAUCAUCGGCAUGGUGGCAGAACGACGGCGUGGUCCCGCUAGCAUCGCAGUUUCAUCCGCUCGACUGCGAUCCGACUCGAUGCACACACUUCAACGGCAUGCCCGCUUCACUCCCCUUUGGCACGCGCAAGAAACGGCCCCAGUCGACAGACCUCCGCCCCUCAGUCGCGGGAUCCGAGCAUCAAGAGCUGCUCCCCGUGCCUGCGACGCAAGCGCGCAAGACAAAGUCGAUGCUAGGUUCGGCCACUUCGGCUGCACGCAUUGCGUUCUCGACGUCGCUGCGCGCGUUGGGCGACGAUCCGCCCCUCGUCACGCCAUCCGAGGAAGACCUCCGAUCCUUCCUCCCCAGCCUGCCGCCCUCUGAGGCCAUCCAGGCCACUGCCGAAGCAGUCGACCCCGAUGGAACCCACAGCGUGCAGACGGACCUCGUUCAACCUGCGCCGAAUCGGUGGUACACAUUCGAGAUCGACGGUCUGGACCACACUUCGCUGUGCCCCUUCUGGACGGGCAGCGAGGUUCAGAAACAGUUCUGGACGGGAAUGGGCUUCUUCCUCGCCUCGGUCGAUCGCCAGACGGGCUUCUCCAUGCACGACAUCCACAAGCGCACCGCAUGA